UGUGCAGCAGUGCAGUAUAAUGGGAGCGCAAGCCAUCCCGAGCGCCUCAUAGGGGGGGCUGUAUGUCGCUGCUGUAUCCUGUGCCUGGCGCUCUGUAGUCCCUCUCCAACCCUCUCCAGCACCUCACCUACAGCCCAUGCUCAGGCUCCCCCCUCCCCUACUGGAUCCGUACCCCUCGACAUGGAUGCCCCGCCGUCCCUCGACCGGGAGGAUCGUUGCUUCUUGGCGCAGUGAAGGAGGAGAAGGAGAAGGGGACGAGGAAGGAAUCAUGCCGGGACUGCUAAUGGAUAUUGGGAAAGCGCGAGUGACCAUGCCGUGAUCUUGCGCAUCCAGGGCCGCCGUCACCCUGCCUUGCACAACGAGCGUAAAAUAAUUACGGGGGGAAUCAAACCCACGCACCGGGGGGAUUAAACCGCUGUGCAUUUCUUUAAAAACAACAUGAAGAUUACCUCCCAUCAUCUGAUGAUAAGCAGUCUCGUUUUCAGGUCCAACCUCAGGCUGAUCCCGCUUCUGCUGCUGUUACUUGGUCACUCUCGCGGGAUGACACACGUUUUAAGAUUUGGGGGAAUAUUUGAAUCCAUUGAGAGUGGCCCUUCCGGAGCAGAAGAAUUAGCCUUUAAAUUUGCAUUGAACACAAUCAACAGGAACCGCACCUUGCUCCCCAACACCACGCUGACCUAUGACAUCCAGAGAAUUAACAUCUUCGACAGCUUUGAAGCCUCCAGGAAAGCGUGCGACCAGCUGUCUCUCGGCGUGGCGGCCAUCUUUGGACCCUCGCACAGCUCAUCGGCCAACGCGGUCCAAUCCAUCUGUAAUGCUUUGGGGGUCCCCCACGUGCAGACCAAAUGGAAGCAUCAAGUGUCGGACAACCGGGACUCGUACUACGUCAGCCUGUACCCCGAUUUCUCCUCCCUCAGUAGAGCCAUCCUGGACCUGGUGCACUUCUUCAAGUGGAGAACGGUCACCGUGGUGUACGACGACAGCACAGGUACAGGUCUCAUUCGACUGCAGGAGCUGAUCAAGGCGCCGUCACGAUACAACAUUCGUUUGAAGAUCCGACAGCUGCCCACGGAGACCAAGGAUGCCAAGCCACUUCUGAAGGAGAUGAAGAAGGCAAAGGAGUUCCAUGUCAUCUUCGAUUGUGGCCAUGAGAUGGCUGCCUGGAUCCUCAAACAGGCCCUGGCCAUGGGUAUGAUGACAGAGUACUACCAUUAUAUUUUUACUACCCUGGACCUUUUUGCCCUCGACAUGGAGCCGUAUCGUUACAGCGGAGUCAACAUGACUGGGUUUCGCAUACUGAACACAGAAAACUCUCAGGUGUCGUCAAUCAUUGAGAAGUGGUCAAUGGAGCGGCUGCAAGCUCCGCCUAAACCGGACUCGGGCCUGCUGGAUGGAUUCAUGACGACGGAUGCGGCGCUGAUGUACGACGCCGUGCACGUGGUGGCGGUGGCGGUGCAGCAAUCUCAGCAGAUCACGGUCAGCUCGCUGCAGUGCAACCGCCACAAGCCGUGGCGCUUCGGGGGAGGCUUCAUCAACCUCAUCAAAGAGGCCCACUGGGACGGUUUGACAGGACGCGUUCUCUUCAACAAGACCAAUGGACUGAGGACAGAUUUCGACCUGGAUGUCAUCAGUCUGAAGGAGGAAGGGCUGGAAAAGAUUGGAACAUGGGAUCCUCCCAGCGGCCUGAAUAUGACGGAGUCUCACAAAAGCAAGACGUCUAACAUUACAGACUCUCUGGCCAACAAGUCCCUGCGUGUAUCCACCAUACUGGAGGAGCCGUAUGUGAUGUUCAAGAAGUCGGACAAGCCUCUGUAUGGAAACGACCGCUUCGAAGGCUACUGCAUCGACCUGCUGAGGGAGCUCUCCGGCAUCCUGGGCUUCCACUACGAGGUGCGGCUGGUGGAGGACGGGAAGUACGGAGCGCUGGAGGAGACCACGGGCCAAUGGAACGGCAUGGUGCGGGAGCUGAUGGACCACAAAGCGGACCUGGCGGUGGCUCCUCUGGCAAUAACCUACGUCAGGGAGAAGGUCAUCGAUUUCUCAAAGCCCUUCAUGACGCUGGGGAUAAGUAUCCUGUACCGAAAGCCCAACGGCACCAACCCGGGCGUCUUCUCCUUCCUCAACCCCCUCUCCCCCGAUAUCUGGAUGUAUAUUCUGCUGGCUUGCUUGGGUGUCAGUUGUGUGCUGUUUGUCAUAGCCAGGUUCAGCCCUUACGAGUGGUACAACCCGCAUCCGUGCAACCCGGACUCGGAUGUAGUGGAAAACAAUUUUACGCUGCUCAAUAGUUUCUGGUUUGGCGUCGGGGCUCUCAUGCAGCAAGGAUCUGAGCUCAUGCCCAAGGCCUUGUCAACACGAAUAGUGGGAGGAAUCUGGUGGUUCUUCACCCUCAUCAUCAUUUCCUCGUACACGGCCAACUUGGCCGCCUUCCUCACUGUGGAGAGGAUGGAGUCGCCCAUAGACUCGGCCGAUGACCUGGCCAAACAGACCAAGAUCCUGUACGGGGUUGUUGAGGACGGUGCCACCAUGACUUUCUUCAAGAAAACAAAGAUCUCCACCUACGACAAGAUGUGGGAGUUCAUGAACAGCAGGAGGCAAUCGGUGAUGGUCAAGAACGUGGACGAGGGGAUCCAGCGGGCCUUGACCUCGGACUACGCCUUCCUCAUGGAGUCCACCACCAUUGAGUUUGUCACCCAGCGCAACUGCAACCUCACGCAGGUCGGAGGCCUCAUUGACUCCAGGGCAUACGGAGUGGGAACACCUAUGGGAUCUCCGUACAGAGAUAAGAUCACAAUAGCCAUCCUGCAGCUCCAGGAGGAGGGGAAGCUGCACAUGAUGAAGGAGAAAUGGUGGCGGGGAAACGGCUGCCCCGAGGAGGAGAGCAAAGAGGCCAGCGCUCUGGGGGUGCAGAACAUCGGAGGGAUCUUCAUCGUGCUGGCUGCGGGACUGGUGCUGUCGGUGUUUGUGGCGGUCGGGGAGGUGCUCUACAAGUCGAAGCAGAACGCCCAGCUGGAAAAGCGAUCGUUCUGCAGCGCCAUGAUGGAUGAGCUGCGCGUGUCUCUGAAGUGCCGCCGUCGUCUCAAACAGAAGCCUCAGCCGCCCGUCAUCGUCAAGACAGAGGAGGUCAUUAACAUGCACACAUUUAACGACCGCAGACUCCCGGGAAAGGAAACCAUGGCAUGAACGUUGAGCUUACCCGGAACACACACGUGAUUAAAAAAAACAAAACAUGGAGGGCGGUUGGGGGAGGGUGGAAGGAGGGGGGUUACGGGGUCAGAUUAACGCCAACCGGAGACCGAGGUCGGCCGUCAGAACAGGAUUCCUUUUUGAACCCGCUAGCGUACGUAGACAGAUGUUUCCCGUGGAAAUAUAGAUGCCUGAGCGGUGUCACCUCGCUGCGACGUUCACUUCUUGAAGGGAGCUGGAAAGGAACUUAAAAGUAUGUCAAUUGAAAAGGGAUCCAAGCCGCUUUUGGUUAAAACGUAAGCCUAAACAUACACACGUACACGUAACACACACACACACACACACACACACACAACGCUCUCAUCUGAUACACUCUAUUGUGACUGUAAAACCAGAUUUUGUUUUUCUGUUGAUGUCAACGCCCUUUUGUCUUACCUCCAUGUGUGUUUGACCUGAUCGAUCCGUCCCUGAGUUCCCUUUCAUCAAUGAUUUGAACAAACACUAAUCUCCCGUCCGACGAAGGGGACGGUGGUGCCAAAUGGUUUACUGUGAACCGCUGUACAAAGGUGAUAUUUGCUUUGGAGUCAUCAAUGCUUACCUUGUCCAAUACUCAUCGUUUUCUUCUGUGAUGCCUUUCUUGUGCCAAAGUUCUGCCCUCGUGAAGAACUUUCUACCAUGCCUGAUGUUAUGUUCAAAGCCUCUGCAAGCAACGUAUACCGUCAAAGUCAUUAUUCACGUCUCUCCUCACAUGCGGUCUGCAGUUUUCACUUUGUAUCAGUUGUUGUUUAAAAAAAAAAAAAAAGCGGGAUUUCUACAAAAGUGUUUGUUUUUGUACAAGAACAAGAAGUUUUGUAGUACUUUGUAUCAUGGUAGCCCCUCCUGUCGACAAAAUAUGUAGCAGAUACCAACUCAGCCCUCAAAUUCUUCUCAACCAGUGUUUGUGGAGCUUCAGGCUCUGCCGCGUAGGCUUCGUUUUUCUCAUCGAUCGGAGAUUCGGCCGUUUGUCCGUCAGUAUGAUGGAGUAUCGACAGUCAGGCGACAACGUGGCGCUUUCUGGUAGGUAAGAACAAUGAAACCGAACUACAGUGGUGCUCAAAGUAAAACUAUCUGUAGCUAUGAAGAGUCACCACGAAACACACAGAAAAGACACGCAAAUGUUGCUUGUGUUAAAACCUAAAUGUAGUUCUACAAUUUUCUUACCAGGCUACAUUUUAGCUCUAGUAGACUGAAAACAAAAUCAUGUUUUUUCAUGGGAUCUUUGACCGUAUCAAGUUCUAAAAGAGGUUUCAGUCGUACGGCAAACUUCAAAAAAGUCACAUGGUUUUAGAAAUUCAUUUAAAGUAGUCGAUGUGAUAGAAGAAAAGGGUUGAAAUAAUAUAGAACAGAUGGAUUCUGUUUUAGAAAAAAAAAAUAUAGACUAUAUAAUAACUGGCUAUAAAUAACAAUAAACAGGCGGUCCGUUUAGUAGCUGUUCUAACAUUCACUCAUAUCACAUGACCUUCAUCAGCAACUAAAACUUUCUCAGUUGCCACGUAAACUUCUAAUCGUAUUCGUCGGCCUUUUUUUAACCAUUCCAACUAGGAAACGCUUACCCGAGCAUGUGAUGUGACCGAACGACGGCGAGCAGCUACUAAGUGACGGGCUUGUUGUUUUUUUUCCGCACCUGCUGUUUUCCGUGGGCGGGCAUGAGUUUUGAACCUCAGUGAUGGGCGACCUGUGAAUGUAUGUAACAGUACAACUGCAGUAAAUGUAAUGUGGAAAUGAUCAGUGUGUGUGUGUGUGUCUCACCUUGGUGCGUCCCUCAUGUUCCCUGAAGGGGACUUGAGGGAGGCAUGAGGGGAGGGGGGGGGGCAGGUGGGGGGAGGGGGAGAGUCUCUUAAGUGACAUGAUCGCAUUCGGCCCGACAUUUGUUGUCUGUUAAUUCUGUCCCACGUUGUGAAAUGACAAGCAUACUUGGUAGACCGCUUCUUCACUGUCCCCCGUCUUCUUACGCCAUCCAGUUCGUCUUUGGGUCGGUUAUUCGAGACAAUUAAGAGACCAAAAGAGCACACGGCCAAAACGCAAGCGACGACAACUCCGCUGUGCAUGGAUGGAAUUGAUCAAAUAUUUAUUUAAACCCGUCGCUCUUCUACAAGUGUUGCUUGUCAUUUUCCAUGCAGCUAGAUCUCGUGGUGCGAGCCGAAGUGAUUGGCUGUCCGAGGUCAUGGAGUUUGACAUUGAUGCAAGGUUUUACAAAAAAUGUCAUUAAAAAUGUCAUAAUUGUA
This is a messenger RNA of Gasterosteus aculeatus aculeatus (three-spined stickleback), 5447 nucleotides long. RefSeq names its product glutamate receptor ionotropic, kainate 2. Gene Ontology annotation, molecular function: signaling receptor activity; ligand-gated monoatomic ion channel activity. Lineage: Eukaryota; Metazoa; Chordata; Actinopteri; Perciformes; Gasterosteidae. The record is from RefSeq and is a predicted model, not a curated record. Gene Ontology annotation, biological process: monoatomic ion transport. Gene Ontology annotation, cellular component: membrane.